AUGAUGAUGGCACAACCGUUUCCCGCCCCUCAAGGCAUCCCGCAGCAUCACGCUUUGCCGCCAGGUCAUCCGAUGGCUCCUGGUCAACAUCCAAAUGCUCACCCCGGCGCCGGAAUGGUGCAGGCGGUGCACCCAGGUGUGUCGGCUCCCGGAGGGCCUCAAGUCACUCAAGGUGGACCCAUGAUGGCAGGCAUGCCUCCAGGUGCCGGAACAACGGGGCCCGGGGGACCAGUGCAGGCUCAUGCUCUCUCCCACCUAGGCCCGGCUCAGGCACAUAUGUUUCAGCAACCUCACUUCGCCCAACAAUUUGCCAACAACCCGCAGCUUAUGCACCAACAGCAGCAACAAGCAAUGAUGAGGCAGCGUCUGAUGCUUCAGCAGCAACAGCAACAGCAACACCAGCAACAACAUGGAGGACUACCAGUGUCAUUACCCAACGGCAAUCCUGCCGGGUUGACUGCCGCUCAUGUCGCCGCCAUGCAAGCCAACCAAGGAAUGCGACCCGUCAACAUGCAGAUGCAGCUUCAAGGAAUGCCUCAUGGACAAGCGCAGAAUAUUCAACAACAACAGCAGCAACAUCUAUAUGCCAUCCAGCAGGCACAGCAAGCGCAACAGGCUCAGCAAGCCCAGCAGGCUCAGCAGGCUCAGCAAGCGCAACAAGCGCAACAAGCCCAGCAGGCUCAGCAAGCGCAUCAAGCCCAGCAAGUCCAGCAGGCGGCCACCGCCAUUCAGCCAGGUCAGCAAACUCCCCAGCAACGGGCAGCAGCGCAAGCGCAGAGCGUGCACGAUGCACAAAGCGCGACGCCGCAGCCACAGCCCGGCCCCCCACCUCAUCAGGGAAGCGCUACACCGCAGCCAAAUCCGUCGCAGAUACCUACCAGCCAGCCUCCGCAGCCGCAGCCUCCCGCUCCGCAGUCGCAGCCUACUCCUAACCCGCCUCCGCAGCAACUGCCCCAGUCACAGCAGCCCGGGCCGCAACAGCAACCGCCGCAGCCUCCGCAGCCGCAACCGCAACCGCAAGUACCACAAAAUCAGCAGGGUCCUGUACAAGCUCAACAACAACCUCCCAUGAUGCCUCAAGAGGCACAGUUGAAGGCUGCGCAGCAGCAACAGCAGCAGCAGCAGAAUCCAGCUGCGAUGAUGAUGCAACAACAAGCGCGAAUACCUAUGAAAGGGGCGGCAAUUCUUCACCUCAACAGCUUUGCAGAACACCUCAGCAGCUUUCAAAGUCGUGGCGAGGCACACGAUCUCCUCUAUUGGCAACAAUUCGUGGCUCGAUUCUUCUCCCCUGGAGGCGUCUUGCGUCAGGGUGUGUUCAAUCACCAGACUGGUUCGAAGCAAUUCGAAAUUGGAACGGUUGCAUUGCCUCGUUAUUACUACACUCAAUUCGCGAGCGGUAUUCGUCAUAUUCAGAUGGUUGUGGAAGGGCCACGGGAGCGGGACUUGCAGAAUGGAGGCCACGUUGUGGAGAGCCCCAAGACCUCCUUCAUAUACUGGUUCACCAACGAAUCUCAGCUCUUUGCCAAUGCAACGAUGACGGCGCAUCUUGAUAUCAAUAACAAGAUCGAGAUGCUAGAUAUCGUUAUGUUGAAUCACACCGAGUAUCUCCCUCGUAGCCAACUACAGGCCUUGGAACAGGCAGCAGAGCAGUCGAAGCAAAGUCCCAAGGUCACUAAGAAUGCAGGCAAGCGUGCCCAGCAGAAGCAGCCGCCACCGCCCGCUGCAACCCUGCCGGAGUCGAUGGUGACAUUGAAUGGUGUCCCAGGCGCCGUGAUGCAGUUUUUGGAGGUCUCAGAGACGAUUGCAUCCAUGCAAUUCUUGAUGCAAUUUUCUCAACAAAACCCUCAGUACACACCGUGGGAAUCGUUACGGAACCUGGUGAACUCGAUGCAAAACCAGGUUCCUAACCCUGCUUUCAUGCCCGUUCAGAUGAACCAGAUGGGCCAGAUGAACCAGAUGAACCAGAUGAACCAGAUGAACCAGAUGAACCAGAUGAACCAGAUGAAUCAGAUGAAUCAGAUGAACCAUAUGAACCAGAUGAAUCAGAUGAAUCAGAUGAACCACAUGAACCAGAUGAAUCAGAUGAGCCAGAUGAGCCAGAUGAACCAAGCCAUGCAGCAAGGCCAACCUCGCGCUCCCAGCAUCAACGGCCCGACCCAGUUCGCGUCUCCUGCUAUGGCUCAUCUGGGUCUGCCGCCUGCUCAAGGUUCUCCCCAUCUCAGUGUUUCGGGCCAUCCCAGUCCUGCACCAGCUCACUUGGUGGGACCAACGAUGCCGCAGGGGCAAGUGCAGGGUAAUGGCCCACAAGCGAACAGCGCAAGUGCCAGCCCUAACGUGGGUACCAAGCGGCGUCGGGCAAGCACGGUCAAGGUGGAAAAUGACGAUAAUGGUCCAGAUUUGAACGGUGCUCCAGCUCCUGUACCGGCCAAGGUAAAGGCCAGUCCACGCGUGGGAGCGAAGAAGCAAAAGGGGGGCGCUCAAUCUUAG
This is a messenger RNA of Aspergillus saccharolyticus JOP 1030-1, 2487 nucleotides long. RefSeq names its product LIM domain-binding protein. The transcript is spliced from 5 exons. Lineage: Eukaryota; Fungi; Ascomycota; Eurotiomycetes; Eurotiales; Aspergillaceae. Bases 1 to 2487 code for a protein of 828 amino acids. Gene Ontology annotation, biological process: negative regulation of transcription by RNA polymerase II; positive regulation of transcription by RNA polymerase II. Gene Ontology annotation, cellular component: nucleus; transcription regulator complex. The record is from RefSeq and is a predicted model, not a curated record.